Syngnathoides biaculeatus (alligator pipefish) is the source of this 5218-nucleotide messenger RNA. It is a transcript of the gene lmtk2, whose product is annotated as lemur tyrosine kinase 2. Lineage: Eukaryota; Metazoa; Chordata; Actinopteri; Syngnathiformes; Syngnathidae. Gene Ontology annotation, molecular function: ATP binding; protein kinase activity. Gene Ontology annotation, biological process: protein phosphorylation. The transcript has 14 exons. Bases 410 to 4858 code for a protein of 1482 amino acids. The record is from RefSeq and is a predicted model, not a curated record.
CUUUGGCUUUGGUUGCCGCCCAAUUUCGUGACGUGUGGUCGCGAAGAAACAUGGCGCUUCGUAGGGGAUGAGUUGUACGGUAGCCACGUUUGAUUUAUUCCUGUCCAGUCCGCUUUUACCUGAAUAACGUCAAGCGGCACCCACCGAAUAUGAUUUGACGACGGACUCGUUCGCACCUUUUGUCCAAAUGGACACCAGAAACGAGGCUUUAGUAGGCGCGUUCGUUGUCGUUAGCGACUGUUAUCAUCGAGAUGCUAGCCGAAGCUAACUGGGUAAAGAGCGACAGAAUGCUUGCCUACAUUUACGUUCUAUUGUUAACCAAUGACUGAAACACGACGUUUCAUCAUCGUACCCGAGCGUCAAUUGUUGUUGACAACAUUCUAGCGGCUUGUUUUGAAGCUAAGCCAGGAUGAAGAUAUGCCAUGGAUGUGUUUUGUUGCUGUUCAAGGCAAUCUUACUGUGGGCAUGCUGCCCAGCUGAAGGUGCUCCUUUUCAGGAUCGCCACAGCACAGACAGCAACAUGGGGGAUCCAUUUUACUUGUCUCUCUGCUUGUCACUGACUGCACUGGUGACCCUUGUGGUGCUGCUGAUGAACUGUGUUAGCUGUUGCAAGGGGAGGGAGAUCAAUUUCAAGGAAUUCGAAGACCACUUUGAUGAGGAGAUCGACUUCACACCGCCAGCUGUGGACACCCCGUCUAUACAGUCACCAGCUGAGGUGUACACUCUUGCUGUCUCCCCUGUGGCCUUGCCUGGACCCCUGCACCUUCAACCUGCAGCACCUGUUACAGAUGGAUCCACAGGGUUCCAGGUAGCCCGUCAUAGUCUGAGUUAUAUCCAAGAAAUUGGCAAUGGAUGGUUCGGCCAGGUAAUCCUGAGUGACAUCUAUACAGAUCCUGGUGGCACCAGAGUGAUAGUGAAGGAAUUAAAAGCCAAUGCAAAUGGAAAGGAACAGAAUGACUUCCUGCAGCAGGGGGAUCCUUACAGAGUUUUGCAGCACCCAAACAUCCUCCAAUGCCUUGGGCAGUGUGUCGAAGCAAUUCCCUUUCUGCUUGUUUUUGAGUACUGUGAAAUGGGGGAUUUGCGAGGCUAUUUGUCUCAGCAGGACUGGACAUUCAGAAGUGCUGAGAUACUGCAGCUGCAAAGGAUGGCAUGUGAAAUCGCUGCCGGUCUCACUCACCUUCACAAAUACAACUUCCUGCACAGUGAUUUAGCCCUGAGGAACUGCUACCUGACGGCAGAUCUUACUGUCAAAAUUGGAGACUAUGGAAUUGGGCCCUAUGCAUACAAAGAGGAUUACAUCAUCACAGAGGAUGAUGUAUUUGCGCCCCUUCGCUGGUUGGCUCCCGAGCUGGUGGGUGAGCGCCAUGGGGGUGUGAUCACUUUGGAGCAUACCAAGCCCAGCAAUGUUUGGGCAUUGGGGGUCACUUUGUGGGAGCUUUUUGAGAAUGCUGGUCAACCAUAUCCACAUCUGUCUGACCGAGAGAUUCUCAAUCAUGUGAUCAAGGAGCAACAAGUCAAACUCUUCAAGCCACAACUGGAGCUUCCUUAUUCUGACAGAUGGUACGAAGUCCUGCAGUUCUGCUGGCUCUCUCCUGACAAGCGUGCGACAGCUGAGGAAGUUCACCGUUUACUCAUCUACCUGCGCAUGCAAGGCCAAAGGGACCUAGAAGAAGACUUUGAGCAGCGCUGGGACGCUCUCAAGCCGAGCAUUUUAACACGACAGACCACCGUUAGCCACUCGUCCUUCCCAAUCCUGGAGCAGUUUGCAGAUGAUGCCCUCCAGCAGGACAUUGAUGAGGUGCUGACUGUCACAGAAACCAGCAAAGGACUGAGUUUUGAAUACAUUUGGGAGGCAGCCAAGCACGACCACUAUGAUGGCAGCCAUUCUCACCUGGGCAUGGACACAACAGUGAACUACCAGAGCAUGUUUUUUCCUGUUUCUACUGAAGACAUCCAGGCUCAUUUCCCAGAUCCUAUUGCCAGACUAUCAAAUGCUGAUGGUGGGAACACUCAGUCUGGAAUUACUGGAAUUGUUCCAGUGUUCAAUACUCAAAAGCCAGCUAAUGGCAAUGGUUACUACAUCCAACUUGAAGAAGAAGCAGAAGAAGGUAAUACUGGACAAAAUGGUGUUCAAAAGACAGACUUCAAUUCAAGCCAACAAGACUUUGUUGUUCUCCAAGAUGUUCGUUUGGAUGAAUCCAGCACAGACGCUGAUUUUUUUCAUCACAGUAUCGACUCCAAGGAUUCUUACUUACCAGACAGUCAUAUCUGGUCAUCUCUUGAAAAUGAUAGUCCAUACCACACCAAUAUUUUCACAGAGGAAGAGUCCAAUCAGGAGGACUCUGUAUCUUGGAGACAAGAUUUUGUGGCGCUUCCAGAGGGCAACGGGAACCCUUUUUGUGUAAAUACUCCUUUGGAUGUGCAAGACAUGAGUGCACAUGAUAAUUUCUUAGAGAGUUGUUCAGAAGCCACUCACCAGACUCAGGAGGAGGACAGUGUUGAUAUAAAGAGAAUCAAGAACACUGGUAAACUGGCUGAGAAUUAUCAGUUUCUUAAGGAACACAACUUGAUGAAAGAAGUCACACACUUUCUAAAUCCACAGCAGAAUUUUCUAUCUCCCGGUGUCAUCCAUGAACCGGAAGAAACCUUCAGAAUGGCUUCUUGGGACAACCUGGAGGCCUAUGGCAGCCUAAAUGCAGCUGAUACUUAUUUAAAGCCUGCAUGUAGUAGCACGUCCCCAAGACGGGCAAUUUUGGAGUCGUCUUGCACCAAUUUCGGGGAACAUAACCCAUUUCGGGUACAAAAUGAAACAGUGUUGCCUUUCAUUACUGUUGUCUCAGAAGACGAAUUAUGCAACCAGCUGCCAUCUAGUAACAGUUCUUCCACUGAGGACCUCACUCUGCUCCCACCCUCAGCCAGAGAUGUAGACUCUGAUUUCCAUUCUACCUCGGAAAUGUUAGAUAUUAUCCUUAGUCAGACUGAUGAUCAGAUUACUGUGUUCUCUGAAAGUGCCACUACAGACAUAUUGUACACAAAUGCCAAUCCUUCCACCUCGGACCAGGACAUUGAAACCUCGAACAGUAGUGAUCAACACCUCAUUGGAAGUCAAAUAUCUGAGAAGCCACAUAUUCAAGGAUCUGUUUCAGACAGUGGAAAUGUUGAUAAUCUGACCAGCGUUGUGCUGUUGAGUGAACCCAUUGAGGAUGCCGAUUUGGAAAUGGACCCAAAUCUGUUGGACCAGGAAGAAUUAUUUAUCGAUACCAAUGGACAACCUCUCGACAGAUCCUCUCUGCUGGUCUCUGGGCCUUCUUUAGACCAGAUUAGUCAGGACAGUUUACUUGAGGACAGCAUGUCUACUACUCUGCCAACUAUUGACCACACUGCUGAGACACCAGACUCUUUAGACUCCCUUGACAUUCACCGUCCCGAAGACCAACACAAGCUCCAGCCUCCGUACAAGAUAGCUGACAGUGGGUAUGAGACGGAAAACCUGGAGUCUCCUGAGUGGAACUCUCAGCCCAACAAUAAGGACCUCUCGCCUGUGAAAAAUGGCGAGAGUGUAGCCCAAAAGGAAAACAAUACAGAUGAGAUUGCUACUGCAACCAAUUUGGUGCCUCCAGAAAUUGUCAUCUCUGAAGCCGAUGGCACGCCAGACACUCCUGGUGAAGAUCAUGUUGAAGUCAUUACUGUCGAAGAACCGCUCAUGAGUAGUAAUUACAGGGACUCCGCCUACUUCUCGGACAAUGACGACAAAGCUGAAGAUAUAAAUGCAGAAGGUUCUGCCGAUGUCCGUUCACUGGCAAACUCUACAAAAGUUGCAGUGGCAGUACAGGAAAGUCCAAUUGAGCGUAUUGUAGAGUCGUUAAUACAACAAAAAGAUUUUUGUGCUGCCUCAGAAGUGCAGGGUGACAUCAGAGAAGAACCAGAUCCAUCUCCAAAGAUGCAUUCAGAUGUAAAAAAAAAUGUAACAGAACCUCCAAGAUGGUCGAAUCAUGACAGAGACAAAUCAUACAUUUUCAACAAUCAAGCAGAGUCUCCUGAGCCAGAUCACCCUCUCCCCACCAGUCCACUUCCAUUGCCCGAGGACACUGUUCACGCAAAGCUGACCAGGACCUUUGCCGGGGAGGCCCAUAAAAUAAAAGAGCCAGACGUGGAGGGUCGUUAUCUGGGCCGGCGAGAUAACCCAGAGGAUGGUGUGGACGCCGACGAAGAGAACGAAAACAGUGAUGACUCUGACGAGGAUAUUCAUGCCUACCAGCUCCACAGCUCCAGCUCAGACAGUGAGGAGGAAAGUGCACACGCCGUGCCGCUCAUCAUCUCCGAUGACAGCGACACCAAGAAUUUGAGGAGCUUAUUGAAACCCACAACAUUCAACAUUGGGGCUCCAGGCUCCUCGGCCACGACCACCAAGAGAGCUGUUUCCUUCUUUGAUGAUGUUACCCUCUACCUCUUUGACCAGGACACCCCCACUAAGGAGCUAGGUGACCACUCAUAUGGCGCCAACACGCACACACCACAGUUUAGCAGUCCUGUGCAAAGUUCCAGCUACAUGAACCGCUUCACCAACUCUGAGAGCUCCACAGAUGAAGAAGGGGGUGGUUUUGAGUGGGAUGAUGACUUCCCCUCAGCACCCACCUUCUCCUCCAAGACGCACGUAGAUGUGGAAGCGUCCAAGAGCUCAGCGUCAUCCCGCAUCUCAUCCCCGGCGGCUGCAGUGGCGGCUUCCAGCUGGGAAAGCUCCUCCAACUACUCACGCUUCUCCAUCUCACCGGCCAGCAUUGCUACCUUCUCCUUGACGCACCUCACAGACUCUGAUAUUGAACAAGGAGGAAGCAGUGAGGAUGGCGAAAAAGACUAGCUUCCACGUUUGAGCCACUUCACUAGUUGUCAUCACACUAUCUAACACUUGCACUUUUUGGAGAACUGGAGAAGGUGGUAGAAGUCGAUUCAGCUACCAGCCGGCGGUUGACGGUGAUUCCCGAGCUGUUCGCAGAUGCGCAAAUCCACCUAUGGUGGCAGGGCGAAAGGGGCCUGAGCAGGGCGUCACAAGUGCGCCUUUGUUUGGCUGUUUCCUGUUUUUUUUCUGAAAAACCUUUGUCACUCCCUCCCCCCCAAAAAAGACUCGAGAAGUACAUACUGUAUUUUUGAAUGCAUUGUGAUACUACAGCCAAAUAGGGAGAACCUUUUUGAAUGAAUCGUGUUGUGCUUUCGUCAUUAC